ACAAGAGCUGCGUGUCAUUCAACUCACAGCCAACCUGCUGCCAUAAAAAAGUAAAAAAAUAUUGUAUAUACUUUUACAACGCGCAAAUCUGUCUAUGUUUGACCUUUAACAACUAAUGUAAGUUUAUUUUUCCUUUAAACACUCCUAACUUGCUAGAAGAACAAAACAGCUGGAGGGUUUUAGUGCAGCUUUACGGAAGCCGGUGUUACUUUGUUAAACAUGGCUGACGACUUUGGCUUUUCGGCUUCCGACAACGGAGUUCAUGCAGAAGAAGAUCCGGCCGCGGCGUUUCUGGCCCAGCAGGAAAAUGAGAUCGCCGUGAUCGAGAACGACAGCGCCGGAUUCGGCGCGCUGGAGGACGGCGAACCUCCGCCCGCGAACACGUACACGUCGUUCGGAGGUGAUUUUGGAGAAGCACCAGCUACUGCUGUAAACAGAGAUAUGUUUCAAGACACCAACGGCACAACAGACAGCUACUCAGCCAUUGCCCAAGUCGACAUACAGAGACAAGAACCUGAAAGCCUUCGCAAAUGGAGGGAGGAACAAAAGGCUCGGCUGGAGGAAUUAGAUGCAGCUUCUAAAGCAGCUGAGGCUGUGUGGAGGGAAAAGGCCCGGAAGGAACUAGAGGACUGGCAUGUACACCAGAGUGAACAGAUGGAGAAGAAUAAAGCCAACAACAGGAUCGCUGAUAAGACUUUCUACAAACAGCCCAACUCUGAUGCCAUUGACUUUGUAGUGUCAGAGGAGGUCUUCCUCAAGGAGUGCGUUGAUGACAGUCCUGGAACAGAAUGGGACAAAGUGGCCCGACUAUGCGACUUUAACCCCAAAACCAGCCGUCAGACUAAAGACGUGUCUCGGAUGCGCUCCGUUCUUAUUUCUCUAAAACAGAUGCCUCUGCUUCGCUAACAUAACUCCCUCUUGUAUUUCCUAGGCUUUCUUUCUUGUUCCCUCUUGCACUUUAUUUUAGUGAGGUUGAACACUCUAACAAAUUCAAGCUUUUAUGGUUUUAAAAAGGGUCAUUGAAUGUGUAUGCUUUACUGUAUUUAAACUUCCUAUUUAUGUACCCUGGUGUUUUGCAAUGUCAGAAGACUUUGGCUGUUCCAUAUGUUGAAGAACAUUGUAAGUGUACCUCGAUCAUUUGAAAACAAGUCCAGUUUUUCCCUUAAUCCCAAUAUACAUGAAAGGCAGCAGAUGUAUCCAAAUGCCAAAAGUAUUUUGGUUAGCUUAUGAGUUAUUUUUGUGAUUGUCGUGUUUUUUGCAGUGCCCACAAACCAUUAGACAGCAUAACUUCACUGGAACCAGUAAGUGUCUUUAUUGCCUUGUUACACAGGAAAUGGAAGUGUUUGGUUGCAGUCUACACAGGGACAGUUUAGUUACAAUCUCUCACCCUAUAUAGUAUUUUUUUUUUUUACCAUUUAUUUGUCGUCCUAAGUUGAAUGUUGUGUUGUAAUCAGUAUCUGGGUUUGGCAUUAUCUGGUUUUAUUUCUGUUCACUGUCAAGAGGGAAGUUACAUUUCUGAGCUUGCUAAGGUUCUUGUUUAAUUCUAAUUCACACAUUACCACUUUUCAAUAUUCAAAUAGUUGAGUGCCGUUUUUAAUUCAAUGUGCAUGUUGCCCAUAAAAGCUUCUGUUAUACUUAAAAUAAAUCUUUUACAGGAGAAUUACUCAGAUUUAACCUGCUAAUAUACCACUGCACAGAAAUCCUUCAUGGCACAUUAAGCACAUGCCUGUGCUUACAUGGCGGUUAAUGUGUUCUGUUAUGUUACUAUAUACAUAAGGGACUAAUAGUAAUAAGUUUGAACCAUGUGCUUUUCUAGUGUGGAGUUUGUUAAUUGUGGCCUCAGUCUACAGCAAUGAAUCCUGUGCCUAAACCUUGUCUCACUGUGACGCUUACUGUCUAUCUGUAGCAGGGGUGGCGAACUCCAGUCCUGGAGAGCCGCAACCCUGCAGAGUUCAGCU
This is a messenger RNA of Sinocyclocheilus rhinocerous, 1958 nucleotides long. RefSeq names its product clathrin light chain B-like. Gene Ontology annotation, biological process: clathrin-dependent endocytosis; intracellular protein transport. Lineage: Eukaryota; Metazoa; Chordata; Actinopteri; Cypriniformes; Cyprinidae. The coding region runs from base 220 to 906 and encodes 228 amino acids. The transcript is spliced from 6 exons. Gene Ontology annotation, cellular component: postsynaptic endocytic zone cytoplasmic component; clathrin coat of trans-Golgi network vesicle; synaptic vesicle membrane. The record is from RefSeq and is a predicted model, not a curated record. Gene Ontology annotation, molecular function: clathrin heavy chain binding; structural molecule activity.